This is a messenger RNA of Brassica rapa (field mustard), 676 nucleotides long. RefSeq names its product probable prefoldin subunit 4. Gene Ontology annotation, biological process: protein folding. The record is from RefSeq and is a predicted model, not a curated record. Lineage: Eukaryota; Viridiplantae; Streptophyta; Magnoliopsida; Brassicales; Brassicaceae. Gene Ontology annotation, cellular component: prefoldin complex; cytoplasm.
AAUGACAAAAAGGUCCACUUGGACACACGCUACACUCUCUUGAGAUUCCCCUUUGUCAAUUUCGUUCCCAACACAACCAGAAAAGAGACGAGAAAAAAAGCUAUUCACUUUGUUCCAAUCGGCGAGAGAAACGAAAAUGAUGCAGCAAGGGAAGAGUAGUAGCAGUGGAUCUGAGAUGCAAGUGACAUGGGAGGACCAACAGAACAUUAACACCUUCAGCCGUCUCAACAACAGGUUCCACGAACUCGAAGACGAUAUCAAAUUCGCAAAGGAAAAGUGUGACAAUCUAGAGGAUGCGGGGAACGAGUUGAUCCUUUCCGAUGAGGAGAUGGUGAGGUUUCAGAUCGGAGAAGUGUUUGCUCAUAUGCCGAGGGAAGAGGUGGAAACAAAGAUAGAGGAGAUGAAAGAGGCCACCUGCAAAAGCCUUGAGAAGCUUCAACAAGAGAAGGAAUCUAUUGUCUCGCAAAUGGCAGAGCUCAAGAAGGUUUUGUAUGCUAAGUUCAAGGAUUCUAUCAAUCUUGAAGAAGAUUGAUUCCAUUACAUUCCAACCAAACUUUUACAUAUCUGUUUCAGAUGACAAACCCCUUUGAUUUUUAUUACUAUAAUGUUUUUUUUUGAGACCUUGUAAGUUUGGUUAAUUACAAAGAAAGCCAAAACAAAUCAAAUUGAUCAAUUA